AGGGUUGAUGUGCUAUGGUAAAAGUAAAACAUAAGGGCGAGCUUGAAACAAUCUCAGGAACUCUUAGCCACUUGUUGAUUACUCAGAAAAUAGCUAUUCUAAUAAGUAGUUUAUGGAAAAUAAAGAUAAAUACUACAAACGGUAAGUUGAUUUUACAUAAUUAAUUUAUUGAUAUUUUCGAGAGGUUGUUCUGUUUGUAAAUAGAAAAAACGUCUUAUAUAUUCUUCUCUAUUGGUAUUGAUUAUCCCUCUUCUCAAACUCUUAUAAGGAUAUAAACAUUUCCUUAGAAGUCUCUCCUGAUUGAGCUUAGGAUUAAAGAUUUAGAGUUACAACUUUGAGAGUUUGAGUUAAGUAUUAAGAUUAAAAGCCUAAUGUUAGAAUUUAAAGAUAUGGUUGGUUUAUAUAUCAUUGACAAGCUAUGUAAAAAGAACUGAAUUUUUCAUGCACUCAACCGUCAUACUUACUCCUCGAUAGCACAAAGUCAUUUUUAAUUAUCAUUUCAAAUGCUCUGAUGAGUGUACAAAUGUGCUUCUACAGAUAAUUUUUAAAGUGAUAUUCAACGCAGAAACCUAAAAGUUGUUUUUUUUUCUAUUCCAAUUAAUUAAUCCCUUUACUUUGGAAGUGAUAUAUUUUUUUCUUAGUGUUAUUAUAUUUCAAAUUUAUUCCAAUUUCACUUUGAUUGUUUCUUGCGUAAAAAUACGUGAAAAAGUUAAUGUUAUUAAACUGUAAGAAAUUUAUUACUCUAAUAUGUAUGUAUCACAUCACUUAUGGUAAAUUUAAUCUCAUUUUACCAUCUUAAUUUAUCUCAAUGGAAGCUAAUUGUUUAAGAGUGGUUUGUGAUGCUUAGUGAAUUGUUUCAUCAAACUUACUAGAAGAAAAGGUUUACUCACAGCAAAGUUGAAUGAACAUUUCAUGCGAAUAGUUUCUAUGUCUCUUCUAUAUUUAGAUAAAAAGGUAAAUUUAAUUGUAUUUCUCGCUGCACGAAUUUGUUAUGAGGCACAUUUUGUGAGAGACUUACGGAUUGAAAAUACUCAUCCACAGAAACUUAUGUAGAGAUGUAUUAAGCCGAAAUCUCACAAAAGUGUAUUGGCCUCUCUGCUAUGUAAGACACUGUAUGAACGUUAAAUUCAUAAGUAAACUAACUACACACAUUUUAAAGAAAAUUUCAAACCUAUUUAGAAAGACUUUCUGUGAUAAGUGUUAAGAUUUAUGUUGUGAGGCCGAGAUGUGUUCACCGUAACCUGAAACACAAGUUCUAAAUUUGACAACCUUGAUUGUGCUUAUUAGUUUAUUUGUUUCUAGUAUCCAAAUAUUAAAGCCAUCCAUAAUAUACGAAAGGUCAAGGAUGGUUUAAAAGAGACAGCAAUGUAUACCAUAAGUUCUAAGAAUUGAACACAUCGACAACAUUGGUCACUCAUUUACGGUGGACCUAUAACUGUAGUUUACAAAGUGAAAAGGUACCUGCAUUACGUAUAUCGAUAAAACUAUUGUCAUAUAAAUAUACAAUCUCAGAUUGUAUACCAAAAGGAAUUCUACUGAUUUCUUCUCCUGACAUCUACAUCUCACUAGACAUACUAAUCCCAACACAUUUCAUUGUCAUAUUUAUUUAAUAAUGUUACAUUAUUUGUUUCUAAAUACCUGUUUUUACUUUGGUUUAUUUUCUAUGACAUAUGUGAUUGAUCAUAAGUAGUUUUUGGUUAUUCAGUAUCGGAACAGUUCAUAGUACCUUUAUUCCCAUAUUAUUCAUUGUGUUUCAGUUAACUAUUCUGAUAAGGUGCAGAUAUGCACUGCUUCAAUAAGGUAAUUCUUUUCGACUCAACUGAACAUCAAUAUUAUUAAUAAGAGUAAUAGUGUUGUUAUUGUUAGUGAUAAAUAUAGUAUAAACAUUCUAAACUUUUAAUUAAUUGAGAUUUUCAUAUUAACUUGAGUGUUUUUACUUCAUAACAUACAAACUAAAUUAAUGCUUAUAAAUAUAUCUAUAACAAUUCCCUUCCUGUUUAUCUAUGACUGCAUUGAUACGUUGUAUAGCCUUAUUCUUGUUAUUCACUAAAAUUGAUAGUGCGUUUUUUGCAUGCACAUUUUCUAUUUUUUGCAAGAAAUAAUUUAUUUGUAAUACACAAUGAAGAAUCACUACAUGUUUCAGUUUAAGGAAAUGUUUGAAUUCAUGUAUUUGAAUUAAGCAAACAGUCACAAGUGUAGAACGAAACAAAUUCUGUUUUCAUUGGACUUAUUUUCAAUGCAUUUGUGAUAAAGGUAUUUGCUAAUAGUUAAAUGUGUUAUAUUUAAAAUAGAUUCUGACUUAAAAAAUUAUUAUUGCAAUCUCUGAAAUAACAAAAUAAAAUCGUUCUGUUUACGUCAGAAUAUGUAUACUGAUUUUUAAAUGCUUGUUUAUAGUUUACUUUAUAAAUGGUUUUUCCACUUUGUAACGAUGCAUUCUAAACUUCUUAUAUCUGUAUAAUAAUUUUUUAAGUCCUUAACUUUCAUUGUACAGAUUUUCUGUCUUUUCUAUUCAGAUGAGUUGGGUGAUUUGUUGGAACGAAUUAAAAGUGAAGUAAGUGAUAUAGUCUAUUAUGUUUUAAUUUCUUGAACUUCCACGUUAUAUUUCGAGUUCCAUGGUGAAUGUCAACACCAGUGUGGAAACACAUCCAGCUGAAGAGUUCUAAAUAACAUAAAUCACUCGUCCUGAUUCCCUAGAAGUCGUACACUAAUCUACAGAUAUUUAAUAUAAAUGUCAAUUAUUAUUAAUUAUUCCUAUAAUUGUCAUUUUUUAUUGCAUGAAAAUGGAUUUUUUAAAAUCUCAUCCAUCUUAAUAUUUAUGGUAAUAUUCGUAAAAUCUAUGAAAUGUUGUCUAUAUGCUUUAUAACUAACUUCCAUUGCUUAUGACAUACAUAUAAAUAUGAAGAGAUUUUUCAGGUUCGUGUAAUACUGAAUGGAUUUAUUGAGUAAACAUAUCUGUACAUAAACUUUAGAAUGACUAGUCUCGUAAAUUGUACGUGUAUUUUACUCUAAUCAGUUUUUCUAUCUGUGUAAUUUUAUACAGUGUAUCAUUGAUUAUUCAAUAAAUCCAGUGUUAUCAUAUCUUGCUAUAUCUUUCGUCGAACAAACAGCAUAUACCAUGUUAAAACGAAUAUACAUGUUAAUGAAAUGUCCCAAUUUACAAUACUUUAAAGUUUUGGUUAUCAGCCAGUAUAUACAAAAUUACGUCAAUGUCCCGCACGUAUAAUGUCUUAGUAACUAAUACUGUUUCAUCUAUUUCAACACCGUACUUCUGUUAUUGUUCAAAUACACUACUCUAAGGAUAACAUAUUUGUAAGCCAUCACUUUCAGUUUUGUAACACUUGCCUGAUUUGUUACGAUUUUUUAAUCAUUACUACUUUUCAUCACAUUUUUUGGUCACCGUUUUCAUUGAAGUACAUUCUGAAAUGGAUCCAAGAAGUCCAUCGUCUUCAUCCCGAAGCAAUCUAUGCAGUAUUACUUCCUCAUCCUUUAAAUUAUGCUCGGGUUGGAAGCUGCUGGGAUUCAAUCAGUGAUCAUUUGUCAAGAGUUAAACAUGGUCUCAGCCGUAUUGGUAGUUUAAUACCAUAUGAUAUUAUUACGUUUGAGACUUGGGAUUUUGUAAUGCCAUACUGGUUAGAAUCAAUUCGAACUGAAGUUUCAAGAGCUGAUUAUCCAGAAUUAGAAAUUCUUCUCAAAAAAAUUUUUGAUGCGACUGCUGGACCAUUUCCAUUUUUACCACAAAAAGUUUAUCAUUUCGCCAGUGAACGUUUUAUCAAUACUCCAGUUAGCGUGCAAGAUCAAGCUUUAAGUUGGUUAGAGAUUUUAACCAUUGUUGAGGUUCCGAUCCCUAUGAAGGAACUACUUACAAUGUUUGCAGCUGGUGUAGCAUCAUUGUUUUUAGAAUUGUUGUUACCGACAAGUGAAGAGUCAGAUAAUGACUACUUGACUGAUCAAGAUGAUUAUGAUGACUCAUUAGGUCAGAACACUGCUAGCGAAGCUGAUUGGCUAAAUGAAAAUGGAAUUUUGUCAGAAAAUGUUGUUCAUGAAGAUCGUUUACAGGAUGAAGAGAGUGAUAUUUUUCUAGAAGAUUCAAAAAUAGAUGAAGAUGACGAAAAUGUAGAUAGGAUCCCUGCACCGAUUGACAACCAGUUUUUAUCAGAUGAAAAUGAAUAUAUAGUGGAAGGUGAAGAAGAUGACGAUACUACAUUGGACGAAACAAAAAGUCUUUUAUCUUACAGUGUAGAUGAUAAAAACAAUUCUAAAUCAUUCACAUCCAACACUUCACGCAAAGCUAAUAAACAAUAUAGAACGAAACAAAUUACAAUGACUGAAUCUAAUAUUCAUCCAGAUAAUUCAUGCUCGGUAGCAAAUGAUUCUAAUUUAAAAUGUCAAAAUCUUUUAUUGUCUGAUGUUAAAACCGAUGAAAGCUUUCAAAAUAAAUCAAUAAAUCAACAAAGUAUUACGGACGAAAAUGAUGCACAACAACAAACUCAGGAAUCUGAAAAUAAGGAUACACGUGAAUUAACAACUGAUCAAGAGAUUAAAAAAAAUAAUCCUCAAAUUAAUCAAUACAGAAUCACUGCUUGUUUAACACAUAUGCUAGAUAUUGCGCAUCGACAGCUAAAAAUAUUGGAUCCAAUUGGACAUUCUGGUUAUACACAAGAAACACCGCAAUUAUUAAUAUGGCUUUUAGGUGAUAUGUUGGAAUUGUACUGGGGUAAUGUUACUGAGACAGUCGAUCAAACAACAAGUCCAGGUUUAAGAAAUCUACAUUGCCUUGGUUUGGAAACUUGUAUUCUACCAAAAUCUAAAAAUAAAUUAUCAGAAACGGAACCGCCGAUAUCAACAACUUCAUCCCGUAUGACCGAAAAUCAUGAUGAAAAUAACAUUAGUCAGAUUAAUCUAAACAAACAAACAGAUGAUGUUAGUGAAUGUAUUGACUGUUUAGAUAUGCUCACGUGGUUUAAUUAUGCUAGACUGAUAUGUCAACACUUAGCACCAAUAAGACCAACGCCUAAAGUUACAGUUGAUUUUACCGUUGAUGCAUUAAAAGCUGUGGUAGAUUUCCCAGAGUAUACUGACUGGAGGGAUUCUGGUGACAACGAAACGUCAGAAAUUAAAUCUUUAGCUCCUGGACCAGACAUUACUGAAACCUCUGAAAAACUCCCAUCUUCUGAAGAUUUAUGUUCCAUUCCUCCCGUACUGCGUCUAAUUUAUUUAUUGACACGAUUUGUGAAGGAAGGUACGCGUCGUUACGUUGAAUAUGAAGACUUAAAUAGUGAGUCGGAUGGUUUAUUUCGAGAUGCAACACCAGUGACAAUAACAGAUGAACAUCGGAAUACCUAUUCUUCAGUUUCGUCUGUAAACAAAACAGUUAUCGAUCUGAAAACGUUUCGCGAUCCUGUCGUAUUGCAAUGUAUUUUAGAAUGCCUAGCAUAUCUAUGUCAUACUGGUGAUGCACUGAGACAAAUUUUAACAAAAGCAGAAAAAGAAGAACAAAAACUGCUUACUAAUGGAUCCAGCGGUUCAGCAUCCAUAUCAACUAAUACAGUAACAGCUGGAGGAAUAACCGCCAGCAGUGUAGCAAAUAUUGUGAGUACCACAACAACAGGACCAAUUGGUAUUAGCAGUCUAAUAGGAUUAACUGGAAGUAAACUAACAAGUCAAAUGACUAGUCAUGAUCCAUCAACUAAAGGGCAGCUAUUACAAAGUACAAAGACUUUAACAUCGCGAAAUUGUACUGCGACACCAAAAGCACAGAAAAAUUUUGUUUAUUAUUUAAUACAUUCUCAUUUAAUCCCAAGUUUCUGGAGUUUACUGAAAUCGGAAUUAUCAUAUUUAGCAAGUUGGACAGUUCCUUUAGUUCUUCACUGUUUGUCGUUUCCUGGUGGAUUUAAUGUAUUCUGGAAAUUAAUUGAACAUGAUUUUUCACAUUGUGAUUGGAGAAUUCGUUUUGGUGCAAUAGAAAAAGUAUCAGUUUUACUUAGAGAAUUAGAUUAUUGUAUAUUAGCCAGUGGUUUCAGUGGUUCAGCUGGAAAUAAACUUAAUCAUUUAUUAUCUGGCGGAAGUAUGGCAAGUUCAGGCGCAAUAAAUCUUUUCAGUCGAUUAACUGGUAUUACACAUAUGGGACGUACAAAAUUUAAUCCAAAUCGUAAAAAUCUACCUAGUGGUCAUGGAAUGAAACAACAUGGUGGAACAAAUACGGAACCGAUCAAUAAAGUGGCUGCUCAAUCAAAUAAUAAUCGUCAUCCAUUAAUUCAAAGUGCCAUAGCUCAUGCAUUUUGUUGUUUAAUUGGUUCAUUAGAUGAUCCUAAUUCAACGGUGGCACAAUAUACUUCACUGCAAAUUGCAUCAUUAAAUAAUAUUUCUUUAGCUUGUGCAAUACAAUGUUUAGAAUUUCAAUUCGAUACUGUAAUUUCUGACCGCUGUCUUAUUUUACAACGCAUGCACCAACUCAGUUGCAGUCUACCGAACAGAGAAAUAUUUACAUGGGACUUUUUUGUUAAUCGCUUUGGUAUAUUAGCUAUACAGGCUCAAUUAGGCAAUUCACCUGGUCAAGUUGAUAUCGAUUCAGUGACAGAUUUAAAUGGAUCACAUCGUACUGGUGAACAUUUUCAAAAUCAAUUUGAACGCGCAGCUUUUGCAGUUCAUAAAAGUUCUGGAAUUAAAUCAAUCAGUUUAAAUUCUCAUGCAUAUUCAUUAAGAUUCAGUACGCAUACAGUUGGAAGUUUUACUCAAACACAACAAUCUCAAUUACAUAUAAAUCAACAAUCAUUGAUUUUUAAUUCAGGUUCAACUACACAAAUAGGAGAAGAAUGUAAAAAUGAGAAUGAUGGAAAAAGGAAACCUUCAAUUCAGAUUGAAUCAGAUUCUGGUAUGAUAGAUGGCGUACAAAGACCACAUUUUAGAUUUAGUCAUGGUGGUAGAAGAUCUCGUCCAUCAAUAUCAUCUGUUUGUGGUUUAUUAACAGGUGGUCUACAUGCUAGUGAAUUUGUUGAUAGUAAUAACAAAUUUUUAAGUUCAAUACAACAAGCAUUGGAUUUAGACGGCAAUGAACGUGAUACACUACAUCAAUGGGUUCGUUUAUUACUCAAGUUUAUGUCUACAGUUCAAUUGGAUUUAAAGCUGGAUGAAAGCUGUACAGGUGGAACUAGUGGAGCUGGUGGUGGUGGUGACGGAGGUGUUGGCAGUGGAAUCGGUAGCAGCGGUGAUGGUAGUGUCAGCGGUGGACGUCACAACAUGGCAAACAAGUCUAGAGACGAAUUAAAAGACAGAAAGGCUUUAAGUAAAGCACAAAGACAUUUAGCAUUUUUACUUGGUUAUACAGAUGGUUCAUUUGAUAUACCCCCACACAAAAUGAGAAAUUCCACUGUUUUUCAUGCAUUUUUGGCACAUGUCGCUGGUGUUCUCGAUCGUAAUUUUAGUAUGGGCUGUUGUAUUCUACAUCAAACUCUGGUCGUUUUACAAUUCUGUGCAUCACCUCAACGUUAUGCUACCGAUACACAACCGCCAACAUUUACUUUGAGAUUAUUAGAACCACAAGUUAGGCUUCAUUGGCUUCAAACACUUUUAGUCAUUCUGUAUAAAUAUGAAUACAAUACACCUGGCGGCAAUCUUACCGGAAAUACAAAUAUUUCCAGCGCUAUCUCCUAUAGUUCAAGUAUAGUAGCUUCUCAUAUUUCUAACCCACCCAAUAAUACAACUGGAGGAGUUGGAACAUCCACUAGCAAUACAAACAGUAACAACAUCAGUCGUACACACAAAACAAGUUCAGGAAGUGAAACACAACUACAAAUGGAUAACGCAACUGGAAAUUCAUCUGGCGUUGGUAGUAACACUAAUAGACUAAAUCCUGGAGGUGGCAAUGUCAGUACCAGUGUUGGUGGUAGUAAUGCUACUAAUGCAUCUGCUUCAUAUCAGUUCACCCCGUCCAACCUACUUGGAGGAGGUGGAGGAAACACAAAUCUUUUGUCAUCACCAUCAAACGUCAUUGGUGGAACUAGGGGUAUGGUAGAAUAUUUAAUACAAAUUGUUCUAAAUACUUUGGAUUCACAUGUUCAUGUUUGCCGAGAUCGUCCAAAUGAAGAUUUAAUUGCGCCAUUUAAUUCACAACUGAGACUAAGAGGACUUUCAGGAUUACCAACCGAGGCAAGUAAUGUAAGUGCAGAUUUUAAUACAAUCUUAGAAACUGCAACGCCACCAGCUACACCAAUUAAAGAAGAAUAUGAUGAUGAUGAUGAUGACGAAAAUACAGUUAUUAUGCCUGGUGUAACUAUCAAUUUAUUACCGUCGUGUAAUGAUAUAAAUGAGAAAUCUAAUUUAGACAUGAAUACAAGUCAACCUCAACAACAACGAACUACUUCUGACAAUCCAACUGAUGAUGUGAUUUGUAUGGCGAAGAAACAUGAUAAUGAGCAAAUGACAUUCACUGAAAAGCAAACUGAUGUACAAAGUGGGAAUAAAGUAACUAUUGCUGAUGGUGAUGAUCUCGGUGAAUUGAAGAAACAUGGUGAACAAAACAGUAAAUCAUCCGAAUUAUUAUGUGGGAGUAGUUUGCCUCACCGAAAUGUUAUUUGUAAAAAGAUUAUUACCCCGAAAUCAGUUAUCUCAAUAAGUAAGCAUAUACCACAACGACAUCAACAUAAUGACCAACAUUCGUUAAAUAACUCAUUCAUUCCCCUUAAACCAAAACCAGAAGAUGAGAAAAAUGAGAAUAAACAAAGCGCUACAUCAAUUGAUCCAUGUACAGUAACACAAGAUGAACAAUCAAUCAUCACGUUUUCCAACAAUUCAGUUUUCAUGCCUCUUCUAACGGAUAGUGAAUUGACUGCAGUCCCAGAAUCUACUCCUGAAUCAAUUAAAAUGCAAACAUGUGAAGAACAACUAAGGAGAGGAUCUACUGACUGUAAAUCACCUAAGAAAGUAACACUAAAAUUAUCAAAACGUAGUUCAGCAUUUGUCUUUCAAGAUGAAAAAAAACCCAAGCCAAUCAGAACUGAUUCAUCUAGUCAUAUUCAACUAGCACAACCUUUAGACUCACUAUCCGACUCAGUACAUCAGAUACACAAAAGUAAACGUACAAAUUUUCAACAAAGUAAACCAACUAUGCCAGUAAUUUCUAAUUCAUCACAUCCGUUAGAAUGUAGAGAUGAUUUGUUAUCCCAGAAUAAUGUUUCUACUAAAAAUUCAUCUAGUAUUAAUUCACUGACUGUAGAUCGUUCACGAUCUAUUACUGAAGGUUAUAAUUUAUUUGAAGGAAUAAAACCAGAUAAAAAAUCAGAAAGUACAAAGAAGCAUAGUUAUAUACCAUCUUCUUCUUAUGCUACUGUUACUACUUCUCUACAUACAACAAAUACAAAUGUUCAGUCUCAUAUUUCUAGUACAAAUACAGUACCUAGUUUAACAGCCGCUGCAAUAACUAUGGCAUUGACCACUGAAAGAUGUCCAUGGUGUCAGUGUAUUCUAGAUCAUUAUGAUGAAAAUACUAUUGGUUUAGGUAUUCUAUGUUUAUCUACAUUUGUGCAUCGUGAACCUGGUUUAGCAGCUCCAUAUUUACGCGAUAUGUUGCUAAUUACAGCACGUCUAGCCAAUGCAUAUUUUUAUUCUUGGCAACCUGAACUUCCACAUGUGAUUAGUCCAGGAAAUGUGGCAAGCAUUGCUCAUCAGUUUCUUCGUUGCACAAUGUAUAAUUUAGCCCCGAACGGCCUGUUUACUCAACUAUUUCAAACUCAUAUUACAGAUGAUAAUUUCUUUAGAACAAUCAUUUCUGUGCUAGUUGAUUUUGAAGAUCAUAUGUCCAUUUUUCAACCGAUCAGUUUACUAAUGGAAUCAUUAAACAAACAAAAAUCAAUUAGUCUUGAUACUCUACCUAUCCUAUUAGAAAACCUUGCUAAUUAUCUAGAACAUUUACCAAAUUUAACAGAUGACAGUAAAUUAAACCACUUUAUAGCCUCUGGAUGGACUGAUAUAAUUGGGCCGUUGGAUUUAUUUUUAAGAAAGUUAACCACUGUCACACCGAUACCAAUUAAUUUAGCUACAACUGUACGUAUUAUGACCUAUGUAUUACGCUCACCUGUCGCAUCGAAUUUCAAGACGCUUCCGGAUACUUUUUCAAAUCUACUUCGUAUUAUUGUCGAGAAUGUACAUUUUCGCUUGACUAGUGUCAUUGAAUUAUGCUCUUUAAGUAAUCGAGUUCUAAAAGAUCGUACCAAAGCUCAAUUAAGUAGAACAAUGGUUGAUUUAUUUUAUCAAUCAAUUAAAUUUCGUGCUUGUAUACCUGAUGAAAACUUGAUAAAAUUACUACAAUUUAUUCUCAUGGAUGCUGGUGGCACCAUAGAACCAAAUCAAGUUGUUGAAGGUUUAACAACGUUAUUUAAUCCACAAACUUAUCAUUUAUUUCCAACUGGUGCAGCUGAAUUAAUGAGACCGCAUUUACCUGAUUGUUUAGCUUUUAUAUCAGAUAUUCAUACAGUACAUAAGAUUAAACAAUCCCAAAAAUCAGCAGUUCAAUUGAACAGCGUCGGAUAUGGACUUGGUUCUUCAUCUAUGAUGUCCGGAUCUAAUCCAUGUGGUACUGGUAAUCUUGAUUCAAACACACUGACAGGCGGUGGAGGAGCAACAUCUGGAAAUAUAGGUAGUAGUUUAUUUGGUGGAGGUUUUAAUUCAUCAGGAGUAUCAAACUCUGCAACAGGAGCUACAGGUGUUAAUCCAAACGUUGGGUUAGGUACAAAUAUUCCAAGCUUGCAUGAAGAUGUUUUAGGUGCACAUUUAAAAUCGGGUUUAUCUCAGUAUGUUUCAUUGGAGUUAUCCAGAUCUAGCAGUGGAAGUGACCACGAUGUCUUCCCUUUACUUGCACCUGGACUACUGGCCGAUAUAAAAACGACGAGAAGCAGUAAAAAUUCAGCACCUGGAUUACCAGCCCGAUCAAAGGCGGCCACUACUGCCUCCGGUUCGAAUGUUCCUUCAGUGGGUUUAGCGGGAAAAAGUUUAAACGUAGCGUCUGAGAGUGGACAUACUGCAAGUUUGGAACAAUCGAAUGCACAAAUCAAACUUAGUAAAAAUAGUGGACCAGUUGUAAGACAAAAUGAGUCCCAUUCAGAUACAUCCAUUAUUUCUAUUACACAACCUAAUCUCAAUCCUUCGCCUGGUUGUAAACUUAGCGAAACUACCUAUACACGUCCAACGAUGACAAUAACCCAAACAUCCUCAACUAAAAAGCAAGAAGGUACUAACACAAAACUAAUUUCUUCUGCGCUUCCCAUUCCAUCACCGGCAAUUUCACAUGAUCAGAUUUCCUCUACUAAUGUCACUAUUUCUACUACGACUACAUCUGUUUCAAAUUUAACUUCGCCAAAUUUUAUCACAUCUACACCUACCACACCACAAACAAUCUCUAGUCCUAAUUCAGUUAAUUCUCGACACCCAAACUAUGCCCAUGUAGUGCUCGCCUCAACAUUUUCACAUACGGCUCACUCAGAAGCAGUUAUAUUACAGUAUUUACCUUGGCUAAAAUCCACUCCACCUUCAUCUCAAUUAGGACCGAAAGAUUUUCUUAUCAUGGUUGAAAGAGUUCGCACAUUAUCAUGGCUUUUGCUUGGGGCCACAAUGAAUAUGGCAUUAACACGUGAAGCUACUGGUUUAUCUUGUCGUCCCAUACCGUUUAAUUUAGUCCCUUCAGUAGCAGAUUUAGUCAAAGCGUUGUUAAGUGGCUUUCCUGAUCAACAGAAACAAUCUGUCACCGUAAUGUCAUCACUGUAUCAUGUCUUUCUAUUAUGUCAAGUAUGGACUAUUUAUUGUGAAACUGUUGCCAGCCUCUCACCAGUAAAUUCAAAUCAAUAUAAGGCAGCUAUGGCGACGGCAUUUGAUUUUUGGAUAAGAAUUAUGCCAACAAUAUUACGUCUCUUGUCAAUUUCUGAAGAUUUUGUAAUUGUGAGUGGUCGUCUGUUGACCGUUAUUGAAGAGCUCAUGGAAUGUCAGUCAUCAUUAGCUUCAAAGCUGUUCACAUUAUGGAUGCCACUUUUACAUGGACGACAUAAACAGCUUCCAGGUAAUAUGCUUAAACGCUUACAAAAAUGUGUUGAGUGGGAACCACCUGAACCAUACAAUCGAUUGUUACUCUUGCUAUCCUUACCUGAUCCACUAACCAAUAGUCGUUUGUCAUCAGGUCCAACAACAGGUCAUUGUGAAAAUUUAUCACUUACAGCAAUCACUGGAACUGCCAAUACAAUCUCAUCAUCACAUUAUGAAAAACCUUUAAUUCACUCGACUAGUUCAUCAUUGCCAGGAUGGACUGAAAGCUCUUUAUUAGCUUGCCAGGCUAAUUCAUUAAUGGGUUGUAAUUUAAUUCCAAAAUCUCUUAAAGAAUGUUUAACUGAAGGCGUUAAUUUAACCGGCAGUGCACAGUGCAUUGGACAUGCAUUAGCACCGAGUGCACCAUAUGCUAAUGACGGAACAGCUGAUGGAGUUGGUUUGGAAGCUGGUGCAAUGGGUGCUGAUUUACUAACUAGUCGUCUAGUUGCAUGGUUAAAAAAGCAUAUAUUUGUACUAGGGCGUAAUGAAGAUCAACACUCUACAGCUACACAUAUUUUUGUCCAUUAAAGAAAUAUAUUUUAGAGACAGCUUAUUGAAAUACUUUAUCAUGUAAAUUGUGAUAUGUAUUUUAUGCCAAACGAUUCAUUGACCUCAUUUAUUUAUGUGUAUAUCUCUAUUGCGUAUAAUAUCAAAAUCAGUCAAUAUUCACAGACAAUAAUCGCAUUUAUCGUUAAUUUUUCCCUCCCGUAAGUCAACCAAAGAGUUAGCAUUUAGGUAAACGGCAAAUCAGAGAUGGCAUUUUUCGAUCUCGAAAAAAAAUUAAAUUUCCAUGUUCAAACUGAGAAUGUAUACUUCUUGCUAUAUUUAAAAAUGGUUUUCUCUCAAUGACAGAUGUUAACUACCG
Molecule: messenger RNA, 12931 nt
Organism: Schistosoma spindalis
Lineage: Eukaryota; Metazoa; Platyhelminthes; Trematoda; Strigeidida; Schistosomatidae
Source: the annotation of a GenBank genome assembly